AUGCCUUUUUCCCAGAUCUACUUUGAUGAGCAUAGCCCUGACUACAUACGACAGAAGUACAAUGAGCCAGUAGAGGUGAAAGAGGUUCCUGUGGACGACAAGAAGCAAAAAUCUCCAUCAGGGAGCCCCCAUUUCUACCGGAAAGGAACAACACCCAAUCAGUCUCCAUCUCCGAGCCCAGGCCCCAGCCCCACUCCUUCACCCGCCGCUGUUAAGAAGAGCUUUUUUAGCAGUAAAACCAUCACCCCUGCAAAGCCUGCUGGGAAAGAGAACAGAACCCAAGCAGCUGAGUCUUUGACAGCAGGCUUAACAAAAACUGCAUCAAACCUUUCUCUCAGACAGGAAGUGAGGCCACAGGAGGCUCCUCCAGUAGCCAAAUCAGCUGUUACCACAGCAGCCAGCAUUCACCCCAGCAAUGGGCAGAUUCACUCCCAGUAUCACGGUUACUAUGUCAAGGCAGAUGUCAAGAGUCCACCACCCGAUGAUCCAAUUGGUGCAGAGGAUCACCCAUCAAGCUUUGCUCGGUUGCCACCGCCUGCCAAACAGAUUCAGACACCAGCACUAAAAUCCUUGCCAGCACAGAGUCCUUCACCAGCUCUCCCAAAAGAGAGCACCAAAGCACCAGAGCCUCUUAAGCCAAAAAGACCGGAAUCCACCAAACCAAAGAGCCUCGCAGAAACCAAGAAAGCCAGCAUGGAAAUAGCUCCUGAAAUUGUAGAGGAGGAGUCGGGCCCUAACUCUAUCUUGGUGGCUCUUGUGAUGCUGUUGAAUUGGACUCAUCCAAACUAGUCUCCGAGCUGCUAACCCUCCACCAGCCACAGAGGCCUUUCAAAUAAACAACACCAGUCAGAACAGCAAACACGGGCAGAACGGAGGACUGAAAAUAGACUAGUGAAGAAGGAGUAGGAGGAGGAGAAGUGGAGCAGAAAAACACAUGGAGAAGAAAGAGAGAGGGGGAAGCAGAGAGAGAGAAAGAUGAAACCUCCUUCACCACCACCACAACCCCACACCCCACCCAGCCCUCGCUCUCUGGAUGGACUGAAUGACUGUGUUUGGUGCCCGAGUCCAACCUGAUUGGACUGGCGAUAAUUUGUGACUCCACUCCAGAGUGCAUUGAAAGCUGAAGCAAGCAGUUACUGGUUGGAAAUGGGCCCUUUAGCCCCAACUAUGGAUUCUCUAACAGGGUUAGAAAUAACAGGAGACCUGGAGAGAAGAGCGGAUGUGAGAGAGUGUGAGGCCUGGCAUCUAUACUGCCUAUAAAUGCCUGUAAUGUGUGUGCUUCACUCUUCUAGCUCCAUUUCCAUCUAGCUGUUUGGCAAAUAUGGAAGUUUUGAAAUGCUGCAAUAAAAAGUUUGUGCCUAGUCCAGCCUCGUUGAAGACAAUUUGUUUCCUAGAUGAUCUUACAGAAGAACUGAGAGUGUCUUCACUGUGUUGAUUAGUGCUGUUAAUUAUUAGUAACUGUUCUGAUGUUGGUCAUAUGCUAUGAUUUUAUUUUAUUUAUCUACCAUCAGACAGGAUACCUACACUUUAGAGAGACAACAGGCAGUCAGAUACGUCACAAUAAGCAUUAAAUAACUGUAGUGCACUUUAAUUCAGCUGUUGACCAGGUCAGUUACGCCUAAGCCUUUAUUAGUGCAUCAACCAAUGCUAUAUGGUGUGUUGUUGAAGAAAAGCAUUUUUCUGCUUCUAGUAAGCAUGAGGCAUUUUUUUUUUGACUUUUUGAAUCAACUCUCCUCUUAUGUAAAAAUCUACACAUAACUGUUGGAUGGAAACCAGGCUUGUGUGUCUCUCAGUGUAUUUGACAUGUUUUUCUAUCUGCUUCUCUCGUGUGUGUGUGUGCGUUCACGUGUGUGUGUGUGUGUGUGGGCCGAUGGUGGACUGGAAAUGUUCUGAGAUGCACUUUGAGCUGAUGGAAGCCGACAGCUGCCUUACCGUUUUACAGAGUGACGUGUUGGUGGGUGAGAAGGGCCCGGACAGGAAUGUGAAGCGCUUGGCUGAUUCUAACUCCUGGGAGAGUGGCUCCAUUUCUAUCUGUCUGUCUAUCGAUCUGUUCAUGUCUGUUUUUAUCUUUCUGUGGGUCUCUCAGUGCCUGCCUGCCAUAUUCUAUAUCAGAUGCACAUAAGAUGAUCAGAGGGCUUUUAUUCCAAAAUGAAAAGAUGAAAACAUGACUACAACAUCCUUGUUUUUAAAGCAAUAAUUGCAGUUUGCAAAUUUAAUAUUAUUUCCUGCAAUCUCUCAUUUUUGGAAUGGAUGAUUGACAGAUUAUUUUUGACAAACUCACUGUUUGUGUCUAUCUUCACUGAUGCUGGCUCAACCAUGAAUUCAUGUUUCUGUGUUUUCAUUUCUUUUGGCAGUCCUCAUUCCUCCUGAGCUUAAUUUAACCCUGGCUUGUGUAUCCUGUUUAUAACAGUGUGGAGUGUGACAGCUGUAUGUGCCACGCUGUUUCCUAAGGGAGUUUUUUUAAAUAAAUUAAAUUAAAAUAAAGAUUCUUAAUAUCUGAAUGAGUGAAAUUCAUCUAGUUCUAAUUUCAGGCUUGAGUAAUAUCAUUGAAUUUUCAACCAUGAACUGAAUUCCUGAGAGGAAUGCAGUGUGGAUUUGUGUUAGUGACUGCAGAGAAGAUGUUUCACUUAGUGCAAUACAUGAACAAUGUGAGUAAACAUUAAUACAGAAGGUGUUGUCGUUUCUUCUGUACGUCUUCUAAGAAGUAGAUUAUCUCUUGAAGCAAAGGCAGAGACACAGUGGAAAAUGAACAAAACUAAAAUUGUGAUGGAUGAUUGAUGCACCUCACUGUGAGAAUCUGUAGAUUUGGUUGUAUGCAUGUGUUUUACCCAAACAACUCUAAAGUGUUUCAGAUCUGCUUUGGUCUAAAUCUCUGUCAAGGGUCAAAAUCAACUUUCAAUGUUGUGAGAGGUCUGUCUCAUUCCUCCUGCUGAACACAGACAUCAGGCAGUUACAUGCCUAACUCUUGUUUGGAGUUGUAAUAUGAAGUGAGAUGAAGACUGUGUGUGACUGACCAUAUUUGCACUGUUAUGCAUGAGCAAAGAGACACAGCAGAGAUUUACUCAUGAAAACUGAGGAAUGACCAGACUGGAGUCAGUUAAAUGUUUUUUUCCUCCACUGCUUCGAGCUAAGGUUUGCUGAAAGGCUAUUGAUCCUUUGUCGUCCUAGUUUUAUACUAUGUGGUUGAUUCUCUGACCAUUCUGGGAAAGGUGGAUCGAUAAAAAAACUUUUUUACUGUUGUGGUUUGUGUAAUGCAUUUGAUGCAAUGCCAUUAAUUUGUGCAAAACUAAACUACUAGUUAAGAGACCUGUGGUUUUAAUAACAGACACCAUCCAAGGAAUCCUUAGCUUAACAUUUUUGCCUUCACAACAUAUGUUAGAAAACAUAGAGGCAUCACUCAGAAUCUAUACAUCAUUUAUUUAUUUAUAUAUAUUUUAAUGUGGAAACGUGUGUUUGCAUCUUCAACCAAGUUAGCUUGCUGAUUAAGCUGAAUAGUAAUUGACAUUUUUCUACAAUCUCUAUUUCAUGUAUAUGAAGAAUUGAUUUCUAAUAUGUGCUCAACUUUACAGCAUGGUACUGUUCAGUUUAACUGAGGACUUUUGAUUUAUUUUUCCGUUAUUGUUCAGUAUACUGAAACAUACACUUUAUUUUGUGGGUUUGUGAGUUACAAUUAUUUUCCAUUUAGUUAUUUAAUUUCCAGGGAACUGGAAAUAACUAAGAAAUGUAAAAUAAUGUGUAAAAUAAAACAUGAUAGAAGGUGUUUCCCCGCCCCCAAGACUUUAGAUAUCAUACGGUGUACAGUCAGGUUUAUUACCAACCUUUGAUAUUUGUUUUUCAGUUUCUUAACUAAUAUAUUUAGGAUUUUGUCCUGUAGAGUAAUUAGGUGGUUUAUCAUUCAUAUUUAGAUAAAGAUGACAUUUGUACAUGGGUUGGAUGAUGUGGAGCUCUCUGCUCUGUUGUAUGUGGUAUCCUGUUUGAAUUUGAACAGGCAGGAUGAAGAUUCUGAGUUACUUCAGGGUGAUAACUGUGCUGCUGUUGUUCAUUAUUAUCAGCUGGAGUAUCAGUGCCUGUAGAAAUAGUACAGUAGCUGUUUGUUCCAGUUUUAUUUAAAUGAUGAAUGCCCCUAAGGUAUGAUUUGACAGUAAUUUGUUUGAUUUAGAUAUCUGUCAGAAGGUCAUGGCAUAUGAAAAAAAACACUCAGCACAGUGUGACGUUAGCUUUCAGUUUAUGUCUGCUAACUUCUCAACAGUGUAUACUUUCUUAAUGUAUUCAAACCUGCUUGUGUGUGAAUGCUGGUUUCAAAAUGAAUUAUUAGCCUUUUGAAAAUUAAUGCCUGUUAAUAUUAUAUAUUUAAAAUAUGUAUCUGUAUUUUUUGAUGAAAGUUUUAGAUAGAAACAUUUAAAAUCUUAAUGAAGUUUACAGUUGGGAAAGAAAAAGCAUUGUCUUAAAUAUGUCUCCUCCCUGAUGGCUGGAUUAAGCAUAACGUUUUUGUUGGAAUGUGGAAACUUAGUUCAGUAGUUUUGUUGCCCAAACCAAAGCAGAGACAGAGUGAAAAUAAGAAGUUUGACGCAAACAAACCCCAAUCUCCAAGUUUUAUGUAUUUAACCACUCACUCACACAUUUUACUUCAUGUGUGUACUAUGUCAGUAUUUGAAAUAAACUUAAUGAAACAGUUUUGCUGCCUAAUGAAACAGUUUUGCUGCCUAAACCAAACCAAACUGAAAAUAAGGAACAUAACAAUACGCUAGCAAAAAAACAUAGCACUAAUGAAGGAGCUCAUUCUUACUAUGUUCUCGGCUAGCAUGGCUGUGGCAGCAGACCUACCUCUAAAAGAUGGAAUAGAGAGCAGUGACUGCGGGAGGCCCAGCUCAAUGACUGCAUAUUGUGUGACACAGACCAGGGUUCUUCACUAGGUAAAAACUUUGUGCCCAAACCCAAACCACUGGAAAUGUGGUACCUGUGGAGCCAGAACUGUUUUGUUUGUUUUGAAAACCAUGUAUACGUCCACACAGAACUAAGAAGUGCUGGAGCUAUGCUAAACUGUGAAAUAUUAGUCACACAGAGGCCCACUCUGCAUAGUCUUCACCACUGAUUCACAAUCUACCGUCACUUUACAAUUUGCCAAACAAAGUAUGUGUCUUGCCCAAUGUAACUUAAGUCACCAAUUCAUUGACAUCACAGACUUCAUUGUGGGUCUUUUUUUUUUCACUCCCUUUUUCCCACCUGCACUUUCUCAUAAUGUAAUAGUUAUGCAAUUACACAUUGUAAAAACACACAGCAAAUGUUCCAGCAGGCUCCAGCAUGAUCAGAUCACAGCUGGGUCCUCACAGAUCCACUGUAGUAUUACACGUUUAGAAGAUCCGUGAGCAUUUCACAAUAAUCAACCAACUACUGUAUAAAAUGUGGAUCCAAACCUGUACAGGUCCAUGAUCAGAUCUCUGGAUACUUGGGUUUGGGUCGACCCGUGAAGACCUCUAACACAGACAGUCAGAGGACAUGGGGAGGUGCUGGCUGAUCUUCUCUAAGUGCGGCAUAAGUGCAGGAAAGAUUACUGACUUUUUGUGAGAGUCACAGCUAUAUCAUAGAUCAGCAGGGCCAGUACCAGUGUCGCCACAGUCCUGCUGUUGUGUCAUAGUGAAUAAUACAGCCCUCAAUAUCUUGAUGAGCUCUGAAUAUAGUCAGUUUGCCCUUUUGUUGUGUCCUCUAUCACUGCAGAGAAUCAAACGCUGUUAAUGUACAAUGUCAUAUGCUUAAAGGCUUGCUAAUGCUAAUGCCAUGAGCAGCUAUGUGUGAGAGGCAUAGAGACUCCAGUGAGCUAUUGUUCUGCAUUAUAUAUGGUGCAGCAGCUGACUGCAUUCGUUCCUAUUUAUUAUAGACAUAAAAUUUGCUGAGAAAAAAGUGUGUACUUUCUGUGCCUGCAGGGUGAACCCUAGAAAUGAUAGUAUGAACACUUUACAUCAGGUCUUAUCACGAAACACAUGACACGGAGACUGUUUGAUGUAACUUUAAAAAUUGUGUGAUUGAGUUAUUUGCUAAUUGCUAAUUUCCUUACAUGACAUGUCUUAGUUUGGUAAAAAACAUAAGACAGUCCCCACUUGAGAGUCUGAAAAUUCUCAGCUUUUCAUCAAAGCUGGUUUCCACAUUAAAAUAAAAAUAAAAUGUAAAUCCAGUAAGUUGGAAAUAGCCCAUAAAUUACAUUGAUCACAUGCAUUUAAAGAAAAACUUAAAUGAAGCUCUUGUGAGUCGAUGAACAGAGAUAAAGUUAAUGAGCAAAGCUUUGGUUGAUUCUGUGUUGGAAUCUUUUUUUAAUGGAAACUGUAAUGAAAGAUGAGCAGCAUGAACAGUGAGGGUGUAGCAUCGAAUGCUUGACCGUUAUCAAUUGUGUGACAAUUGGGGAACAGUUUUUGUUGGCAAAUGCGAAUCCUAAUGUACUAUUGUAACUGAUAGAGGAUUGUUUGGCUUAUUGGUAUGGUAGCAGGGGAGUGAUUUAACUUUAUGGUAGUAAAGCUCAUAGUUACAAGUUACGAAAGUCUGAAAAACUGCAUUCGACCCACUCUUCAGCAAAAUCAUUAAAAUGUAUCACAUGAUUUAUUGCCCAGUCAGACCAAUCAACACCUCUCUUGAAAGCAGAUUUAUUAAGAGCUGAACAUGGUCACCUUCAUGAAGGUGGACUUGGUGUAUGAGUGUUGCUUUUGACUGCAUUUUAGCCUUGUGUAUAACUGAGUAUAUACAUACACAUGUGAUAAAAAUCAUUGGUGCUGUUCCACUUAAAAAACAUUAAUUUGUUGAACAUUGAGGUCAGCUUGUAUCUGUUUGGAAGUUUUCCUUGGUUUAUUUUCCACAUCCGUGGAAGUUGGCUAUGGUCCCAGCCCUAUCCAUCCACACACUCAUUAGCUAUACCUCUUCUUUCUCUUGUCCAGAUGACAAUGGGUGAGAGGUGGGGUAUGCACCCUUGACAGGUCACCAGUCUCUCACAGGGCUGGCCAGCAGGUUCAAACUCAGAACCUUCUUACUAUGAGGCAGUAGUGCCCACCACACCAUCGUCAAUGUUAGCUGCCUCUAAAUAACUAACUGCUUUGAUAUUUUUUCUUGAUCAUUCUUGGAAAUUAUCUUUGUUCAUUGUCGCUGUCUUCUCUUCAUUUAAAUAGGCUGAAUGACUGAUAGUAAGACUUAGGGCCAGUAUGAUAUCAAUUAAAGACAAGUCUGCUGGAAAUAUCACAACAAUCCACUAAUUCAUCACCACUAACAUAUACCAUUAUUUCAUCCUCAGCAUUUUAGAAGAUCCUUGUAGAAUAAGCAAGAAUUCACCCAACUAAAGAGUUUAAGUCUCAACAUUUCAGAAAGAACAGAGCAUUGUUUCAUUGAGGUGUAAGAGUACCAAUAUACACACACACACACACACACACAUACACACACACACACAC
Paralichthys olivaceus (Japanese flounder) is the source of this 7424-nucleotide messenger RNA. The record is from RefSeq and is a predicted model, not a curated record. Lineage: Eukaryota; Metazoa; Chordata; Actinopteri; Pleuronectiformes; Paralichthyidae.